Molecule: messenger RNA, 611 nt
Organism: Emiliania huxleyi CCMP1516
Lineage: Eukaryota; Haptophyta; Isochrysidales; Noelaerhabdaceae
Exons: 3
Coding region: 38-370 (110 amino acids)
Source: RefSeq, a predicted model, not a curated record
CCCGCUCGCCCCCGUUCGGCCCACCUCCUUCGGUCGUAUGGGCGUCCUCGAGCACGACGAUUACGCCGGCAAGCUGCUGUACCUCCACAGCAGCCAGUCCAGCUCGCAGCUCGUCAUCGUGGCGCAGAGAAAGCUCGAGACGCAGCUGGAGAGCUACAGUGUCCCGUUCGUGAAGAUCGACGGCAUGGAACUUGAGAAGAAGGAGGUUCGAAAGGCGAUCUGGGAAAUGUCCGACCAGAAGCCGGGCACGUAUCCCAUCCUCGUCGACAUGGUGAACGGGAAGUGCUACGCGGGCGACGACCUUCAGGCUUCGCAGGACACGGGCAGCCUGCAGACCGCGCUGACGACGUCGUAUGGCAGCAGCGCGUAGUUCUCGACUAGCCCUCCUAGCCUUCAGUGGGAGAGGAGGGGCGACCGCGCGACCACGUCGCUCAGGCGUGGGGAAAAGAGGCUCGCCCCCCAAACAGUACCUCUCCCGCACUUCUCUCUGGUCUCUUAGCACCUCUAAUGUGCGCGGCCUCUCCUGCCACUUGCCGCUCCUCUCUGCUCCUACCUACAGUACGUAUUAAGGUCCGUUUUGGUACCGUGGCAGAAAUUGUUCAAAAAUGGUC